Odocoileus virginianus texanus is the source of this 6791-nucleotide messenger RNA. The record is from RefSeq and is a predicted model, not a curated record. Lineage: Eukaryota; Metazoa; Chordata; Mammalia; Artiodactyla; Cervidae.
AUUUUGUAGAGUUUUCUCUGAGGAAGGAACCGCCGCCACUGCCGCAUCCGUGAGGCUCCUGUCAGGGUGGUAACGCUCUUCAUCGGAAACCUGCUCUGGGAGGAAGAGCAGGAGAUCCACUCUUUGAGCAGCAUGGGAAGGUGCUAGAAUGUGACAUUGUUAAGUACUAUGUCUUUGGGAAUGCUCUGGCGGUGGGUCCUGUGGUUAGGAAGGUCAGUGAGGGCCAGCAAACCGUCAUGGGCCAGGUUCCAUCCCUGGUCAGGGAACUUAGAUCCUGCAAGCCCCGCCAAAACAACAGAACAAAACUAUAGCAACCAAACAAAACCUUCGUUGUGCACAUAGAGAAAAAGAUGCAGCUGAGUGUGCCAUAUGCAACCUGCACCAGUAAAAGCUGCAGGGAGGGAACAUCAAUGAGGAAGCCCUCAAGAAUAGAAACAAAGCGUCAACCAGGCUGCAUGUAUGCAUAAUGUGUCCUAUUUGUACCAAACGAGAGCUUCGGGUCAAGUUGGAGGAGUAUGGUCCAGUGGUGGAAUGAAAUGUGACAUCGUGAAAGAUUAUGCCUUCCUACACAUGGAACGGGCAGAGGACCUUGACUCACAGAGUUUCAAGGCAAAUGAAUGCGCGUGGCAUUGUACACGAGCCAGCUUCCAACCGCCCCUGGUGUGGGAGAAGACCAGAGUGGCUGCUAUCGGUUGUGGAAAAGAGGAUCACUGGUCAAAAGAGAUCAAAGGGUUGUCAUGGCCGACGUUACUGAGUAGUACAAUAAGAAGUAUGGAGCGGACCCCAUGGGCUAUAGGGAAUCCAUGUAUGAGGAGGAUGCAUCGGGAGCACGCAGCUACUAACUAGGCUAAGCGCAUACAGAGUCCGCUUUUCAGUAGGCAGUGGCGGCAGCAGCUUCCUUGCACAGCUACGUGGCCCAUGUGCCUCAAGACCAGAGCACAGCUGUGACCAGUCACCUCAACUCCAGGGGUUUUUGUUUGUUUGGACUCUACCACAUGCGAGAUCUCAGUUGCUUCUCCAGGGAUCGAACCUGUGUCCCCUACAACUGCACCAGCAGGGAAGUCCCUCCACUCCUGUUGAUCCCUGGACAGACCCCCACCCCCACCCCCGCCCCCCAUAGCCAAACUCAAACCCUGCUGCCACCUCAGCUGCUAUGACUGUUGCUGCUGUCACCACUAGAUUCUAUUAUGAAAGGGACAGGAUCCCCCGCCCCAUUCCUGCCGCAGCUCUGCUCCCAACAGCUGGAGAGGGCUUCGUAAUGGGCCGGAGGUGCGCUGUCCCAGGCUUCACCAGCUGCGGGGAAUUUUCGGUAUGACGUGGCCGGGCAGGAGCAGGAGCAGGAUGUGGACCGAGGAGUGGUACUCAGCCUUUCACAAACUGGAGUACAGAAUUGGACAGCUGUACAUGAUCAGCAAGCACAGCCACGAACAGAGUGACCGAGGAGAAGGGGUGGAGGUCGUCCAGAAUGAGCCCUUCGAGGACCCUCACCAUGGCAAUGGGCAGUUCACAGAGAAGCGAGUAUAUCUCAACAGCAAACUGCCCAGUUGGGCUAGAGCUGUUGUUCCCAAAAUAUUUUAUGUAACAGAGAAGGCAUGGAACUAUUAUCCCUACACAAUUACAGAAUACACAUGUUCCUUUCUGCCGAAAUUCUCCAUUCACAUAGAAACCAAGUACGAGGACAACAAGGGAAGCAAUGACAGCAUUUUUGACAAUGAAGCCAAAGACCUGGAGAGAGAAGUUUGCUUUAUCGAUAUUGCCUGUGAUGAAAUUCCAGAACGUUACUACAAAGAAUCUGAGGAUCCUAAACACUUCAAGUCAGAGAAGACAGGACGGGGACAGUUAAGGGAAGGCUGGAGAGAUAGUCAUCAGCCCAUCAUGUGUUCUUACAAGCUAGUGACCGUGAAGUUCGAGGUCUGGGGGCUUCAGACCAGAGUGGAACAAUUUGUACACAAGGUGGUUCGAGAUAUCCUUCUGAUUGGACAUAGACAGGCUUUUGCUUGGGUUGAUGAGUGGUAUGAUAUGACAAUGGAUGAUGUUCGGGAAUACGAGAAAAACAUGCAUGAACAAACCAACAUAAAAGUUUGCAAUCAGCAUUCCUCCACUGUGGAUGACAUAGAGAGCCAGGCCCAAACAAGUACAUGACAAUGGAUGAAGUCCGAGAGUUUGAACGAGCCACUCAGGAAGCCACCAACAAGAAAAUUGGCGUUUUCCCACCUGCCGUUUCUAUCUCCAGCAUCCCCCUGCUGCCUUCUUCAGUCCGCAGUGCCCCUUCGAGCGCUCCAUCCACGCCUCUCUCCACUGAUGCACCAGAAUUCCUGUCAGUUCCCAAAGAUCGGCCCCGGAAAAAGUCGGCCCCAGAAACUCUCACACUUCCAGACCCUGAGAAAAAAGCCACCCUGAAUUUACCUGGCAUCCACUCUUCAGAUAAGCCAUGUCGGCCCAAAUCAGAGUAACUUCAUAUGAAUAUUUUAUGGGGUUUUAUAUUUUCAGUUUUGGGUCUUGUUUGUUUGUUUUUAAGGAUCUUCUGAUACAGAAAAAGACUGCUCUGUCACUCAGACAUGUCCCUUUGAUCUCUUGAGUGUGCAUGUGGUUAAGUAAUUUCACAUAGAAUAUGACUCCCUAAGUCUGCCACACAGUGUCACAGUAGAUGUAAAAUGCAAGACUUGCGAAGGACAGAAGAGAUCUUCUGUGGCCGCAGCUGGUCGCCAGGGAGGAAGCCUUGUUUAUUGGGCAUUUGAUGAGGUUGGCAUGGACUUCAAGGGUAAAUAAAUGAAAACUUUACACCACUCUGUUACAAGGUAUAGUAAAAUAAUGAAGUUAGUUUCCUCCCAUCAAACGUGAAAUUCUCAAAAAAUUUCUCAGGCAUAAGACACCUAAUUGUUAAAUUUUGAACUGCUCCUUACCAAUACUUGAAUACCAGGAGUUACUAAGAUUCCUACUUUGGUUAGUCUGACUCAGGAUUUGGAGCCUAAUUAACUCAUUAAAUAUUUUCAAAAUUUUAAUUAUCAACCUGUAGGGCUCCAAGUGCAAUUAACAAUAACUUAUUUAUACCUUUCACAGAAUUUGAUAAAAAUGCCACUUGUUUCUGUCUUUUAAUAACUUCCCCUUUGUGCCCUUGUGGCCUCAGAAAUCUUUAAGAAUUACAUGGAUAAAUGUGACCAUAACAGACUGAUUUUGAAUGGUUUGGUUUAGGAACCAACAGACCCAGGUGAGGCAAAUGUCUUUUUUUUUCCCUACAGGUAUCAACGAGCCUUACAUCAUUUGUUAAGAUUCUCAGAAUUUGCAGUUAAUUGAGUAGAAUUCAUUGACUCUUAUGCUCAUUCAGAGAAAUUCAGGGUAGAGUAACCUGCCUGGACUUUAACACUGUCGGACUUGUUUCCAUCCCCUUAAUGGGACGGGGAUACUCUUAAUAAUAUCUGGACCUCCCUGGAAUACAUUGCCCAUCACUGGACCGUAGGAAAAAAUUGCCGUUCUCUUGUUCCUUACUUGAAAUCCAAAUAUCAGGAAUAUGGCAAAAGUUGAGUCAGUGCCAUCAAGUGGGAGGAGAAAGUGAGCAGAAUGGCUGAUUCUUCUUUAUAGAGUAAAAAGAAGUUAUAAAAGAUGCCCCUCUGUCCAACUUUCUUUUCUGAGGGUCUUAGUAAUGCAGGAUUAGACUCAAGGUUGACAGGAGACAAGAUCAUUCACCACAGUGGCAGAAAGAGAACUCUCUUUUGAUCUAAAGAGAAAAAUCUGCCACCUUUGCACCUCACUGCCUUUAAACACAGAAAGAAGAGCAGAAUCUAGCAUUUGUCCUCCAAGGGAGGAAGAGAACAAGGUAAUUGGGCGACUCCGAGGCCCCAGCUGGCCUUCCUGACCAUAACCUCCAACCUCAGGAAAGGGACCUUCCCCAAACGCAGAUUCCCAAGGAAACCAAGGAGCGUGUCCUCUUCCUCUUAGACAGGCUCUCAGCCAGUGGACCCUGCCUGCUUCUCUCUCUCGUGCCCAGCACUCUGCACAGUGUCCUUCAAGUGGACAGACUCUCCCAAGGUGCAAGUGCUGGCCCCAGGGCCCAGCACCAAGUGUUCUAAGUCAUAUGUCAGGUUGUCAAGAUCAUUUCUUAACCUAUAGGUUGACAUUUAGCUUAAUAUAUAAAUAAACCCAGAACUCAAAGGAAACCCAUUGCAAAUAGCUUAGAUCAACAGUGCAUCUCUUCCCUAAGAGUGAUAGUACCACAGUAAGACGCCUUCUUUGCAUGGUAUGGUAGCAUGAUUUUUGCUUGUGGGAAAACUCGAUCUUUUAUCCAGAUCUCUUGGACUUCUCAAUGGCUCCCUUUCAGCACAGUAGUACUUAACAAGAAUGUCUGGCUUUAGGAAGCAAAAUUCUCCUUCAGAAGACACUUGCAUAGUGUAUGUAUUUGCUUAACAUUUGCAAGCUGAAAUCAAGAUGGGGUGGGAUCAUGAUAUUCGCAUGGAAUGGAUUUGUUUUGAGCCCGUGGUUAACACAUCUGGCACCUAGUUUUUCUGUUGAUGCCAUUGCUCAUUUUCCAUUUUUGUAAAGUAGCUUCCUCUAUCAAGGUCAACAAUUCUAUAUGCUUUAGAAAGCUAAUUCCUGGUUUCCUACUGUGAAUUUUCUUUCUCUUAAAGCCAGUACAAUACCACAGACAUUACUUGCAAAACUACCACUGAUAGUGUGAUUCUUAGCCAACAAAUAUGUGUGGUCUUAGAGUAUGUUCAGUUUUUCUGUCUACAUGUGGUUCGUGUGCAUUUUCAAAGGGGGGAGGGGUGCAAAUAUUCUUUUAGCUGCUUCAAAUAUUUAAUCCAGUCAUCACAAGGCAUAAAUGGCUUCAGUAUUUUAUCUAUCUUGAUUUUCAAGCGUCAUUUCACAGUCUUCAUACAUGGAUUUGUUUUUUGUGGGGUACAAGCCUGCAAUGAAUGUGUAUAUAGAACAUUACUAAUUCCUAUAAGGAUGGAAAUUAAAUGGCUGCAUGAUGGAAACUUAGAAGAAAAAAACCAGAAACUUGAAUUCAUUAAGCAUGUUUUGGGGAAAAAAAUAGAAUUUUAACUCAGUGCCUCUGUCUGCCAUGUGGAAACCUUCAACUUUGUUCACCAAAAUUGUAUUAUACCUGUAUAUAUAUAAAUAUAGUAUGGCAAAUCCAGCACCAUCAGUUUUAAGUCUCUGGUAGCCAAAUUGAAAUAAUCCACAGAUAACAUUUAUGCUCACCCCAUCUUUGUCUCUCAUGUAGUAGAGACCAUCAAAAUGAACAUAAAUUUCAUUACUUUGGAUGGACUUCAAAUUACAAAAUGCCCCCUGUGCUUUUCAUUGGCUGUCUAACAGAUCAUUGCUUUGGCUGUGCUUUUCCAGGACAAGAAGGCCUCAGUGUUUUUACUGCAUAAACUUUGUCAGAAGUCAGCUCUGAAGACCUUUCAUUUUCCUACUUUUGAGCUAGAAUAAGGCAAAGCAAAGAAAAAAGCGUAACAACACAGGAGUCCGUGACAUUCUUCAGUUACCACAUUGUAACUGAAACAAUAUGAAUUCAUUUGUGAACUAAUUUAUAAACCCUUCUGUUUUGGUUUUGCAUUUGUGUGUGGGGAAAACGGCUUUAAUUUAUUUGAAGGCAUUUAUUAGCCACGUUUUUGAUUGUGAAAAUAAAUCUCUAACUAGUGCAAUUGUGCGUGUCUUAUGUAGACACUUAAAAAACAACGAGACUCCCAAAUGUUAUUAUAUGGUUUUCUUCCAAGACACUAUAAUAAACAGUGACCUAAGAGAGUAGAUUCCGACACUUCUCGAGAAAUCAUUUUUCCAUGAAAAUUUCAUGGCUAAUGAAUUUAUGUGUACUUUUAAAUCCUACUCGCCUUAGCUCCUCUUCAUGGCUCAAAGACUAUUUGUCACUGACUGGCAUAGGUCAACAACAAUUGUACGUUUCAGAAGGGCCAGAGUGUAAUUUUAUUCCAUAUGUGAUGCGUAUUCAGAUACUCCAACACAGAAGGAUUGUUUAAAUAGUUUUAGUCUCUUUCUGAUCAUCUGGUUCAGUAGGCUGGGUGACAAUAUGCCAUCUGAGCCAUAAUUCUUAAAACUAAAAAAAAAAAAAUCUGUCCAGAAACUGCAAUUGAUUAUAAAUAGACUGUUUAAAACUAUUGUUUCCUUUAAAAAAAAAAAAAAAGAAAGAAGGAAAACUAUUGUUUCCUGCCUAAAACGAAGAGCGUUUCAGAAGAGCGCAGCAAUGGCAUAUGGAGGCAACGCAUACUGGGUUCUUCUGUGUUCUACCUUCAAAGCAGUCUGUUUCAUUUGAAAUGUAAGUUUUAAGCUUUUUAGGAGUUAGUGCAAUAAGAGAAUGUGAAUAUGUUGAGACCUUUCCAGAUGCUGUUGUUAUCAUUUUGUUGUUAACAGACUCUAGGAUAAGCCUCUCUCAAUGUUUUUGCUUAAAAUCAAAAGCCUGUCUGUUGAAUUGCAAAUCUCCCCUCAGUUUCUGGGUGUCUCCAAGAGAGUCUGUUUGAGCUGAUGUUAUACCUGUGCCACUUACAUGUAGCUUCAAUUGUCAGUUUUAGUGUUUACAUUGCAAACUGGGAUCUUGACUAGUUAAAUGGUCGAUACACCACUGCCACAGCUGAAGGACCAAGUUCUGGAAUGCACAGUGUGAUGACAGCAAAGCAAACAGAAGUUGAUCUUCACACAUCUUAACUGUGUGAGGAAGCCAUCCUCCUAUGUCAUUUUGCAGCCGUUUUGUGUUUUUUUCCCAGUUAUUUAUUAUUGAUAAUAACUUACUUUUUCUUACAUUCUGUUGUAAAUAAAGUACAAACCAAUCUUCUUUCCAA